AUGGAAGAGGGGGAGGUGGGAAUGUCGGAUAGUGUUAACAGUGUCCGCAAGAUCACGUUGCGGGCUUCCAAGGGUUACUACUUACUGGCACAUGAGGCUGAGGAGGCGAGGCGGCGUCGGAUUGAAGAGAAGCGGCAAAGGCGUAAACAGGAACUUCAGGAGCAGCAGGAGAUUGAGUGGAAGGCGUUUCAGGACGCGACAAGGCGCUGCUUGAAGGAUGCUCAUUUAAUUACCACGAUGGAGGAGCUUCAGUUUAGAGAGACUCUCCACAGUAAAUAUAGCGAAAUAUGCAAAGCACAUGAAGAGGAGAUGGAAGCGUACACGGAAAGGGUGGUGUCGGAUGAGGCACGUCGACCCAUGACGUUGUCUCCACUUCUCACAUUGACACGGGCAAGAGAGAAAUGCUUGGCAUCUGCGCGUCUUUACGGCGAGGCGGCAAAAAUGCAGGCGCUCUUCUCACAAUUGGAGGAGUGCGAGCAUAAAGCUGCUGAAGAGCACAAACAACAAAUGGUGGAGAGAAAAGUACGUGAAAAAUGGCAAGAAAUUGAGAAGAGGAGUUUUUCAUCGUAUCAGAAGGUGUUUUUCGCGCAGCAAUUGAAGCACCUACAGUCAGCUGAAAGAAUGCGCGUGAUUGAGGCGAACCUGCGGCACAAGGCAUCUGAAAUGGCUGUAUCACACCACAACCAACGACAAGCCUUGCACCUGCCGUUGCUGGAUAUCCGAAGUUCCAGCAAGGCUCACCAGCUUAGGAGUUCUCGUGGGUCUCAACUCAAACAGAAAGUGAAUGGGGACCAUUACUACGUUCCUUCACUUUGCGAUAUGUACGGUAGUUCUCUUGAACAUGAAUAG
Molecule: messenger RNA, 849 nt
Organism: Trypanosoma cruzi
Lineage: Eukaryota; Euglenozoa; Kinetoplastea; Trypanosomatida; Trypanosomatidae
Exons: 1
Coding region: 1-849 (282 amino acids)
Source: RefSeq, a predicted model, not a curated record